UUUACGUGCGCACCAUUACAUCCACUCAACAGUGAGAUUUUGAUCCACCCCGCCAUACAACUUGCAUCCGGUGAAGCCAGCGGAGAACCAGCUCAUUCAGCGACAUGUUCUCCACGCUGCAAACGGCUCCUCCGCCCCGACUCAUGGCGCUCCGGUCGCGUCUCCUAACUUCCACACGGGCCCAUCUGUAUCUGCGACCCACACUUUGUAGUGCCGCGCUGGCGCGGAGGACCUCCGGUGUUCCGGCAACAACCGACGCUGGGAAGAAGCUGAAGACCAUCGCGGACUUACCGGGGCCCAGCGUUUCCACCACCCUCUACUGGCUCUUUGCUCAAGGGUACAUGGACAGAAGUCACCUCCUGCAGGGUCUGCAGAAGAGCCUGUAUGGUCCAAUAUGGCAGUCCAAGUUCGGCCCAUUUGAACUGGUUAACUUGGCAAGCCCAGAACUCAUUGCACAGGUGAUUCAGCAGGAGGGUCAGUACCCCACCCGAACAGAACUGCCCCACUGGAAGGAAUACCUGGACCUGAGAGGGAAGGCGUACGGCCUGCAUGUGAAUUCAGGACCUGGAUGGCAACGUCUACGCAAGGCCCUGAAUCCCAAAAUGCUGAAGCCCCAGGAGGUGGUGAUGUACGCUCCCCUUAUACACCAGGUUGUGGGCGAUCUGCUGCAGCGUAUCGACCUGCUGCGCAGGCGUAGUCCAGAUCAGGCGACUGUCUCCGAUGUGGCCGCUGAGCUUUACAAGUUCGGCUUUGAAGGAAUAUCCGCUAUCUUGUUUGAGAGCCGCCUCGGCUGCCUGCAGGAGGAGAUUCCCAGAGAAACUCUACGUUUCAUCGCAGCGGUAAAUGACAUGCUGAAAAUGUCAGAGGUCGUUGUGAUCUUCCCGCACUGGACCCGCAGCAUCCUUCCAUUCUGGCGCCGCUUCAUCCAGGCCUGGGACGUGCUCUUUGAAAUUGCCGGCACCUUGAUUGACAGUAGAGUGUCUGAGCUGGAAGGACAAAUCCAGCGGGGUGAGCCAACGGAGGGGAAGUACCUGACCUACUUGUUGUCGAUGGACCAGCUGAGCCUGUCCGAGGUCUACAUCACCGUGACGGAGCUGCUGCUGGGAGGAGUCGACACGACGUCCAACACAUUAUCCUGGUCAUUGUACCACCUGGCCAGAGACCAAAGAGUCCAGGAUCGUCUCCACCAGGAAGUCAGCGCUGUGUGUCCAGACCUUCAGGAGCCAAACGUGGACCACCUGCAGAAGAUGCCAUACCUGAGGGCCGUCAUCAAGGAGACGCUGCGUUUGUAUCCAGUGGUUCCAGGAAAUGGCCGCUUUAUCACAGAGAACGAGGUGAUUCUUGACAACUACUGGUUCCCAAAGAAGACUCUGUUCCAUCUGUGUCACUACACCAUCUGUCGGGAUGAGUCAGAGUUUGUAAACCCAGACUCUUUCAUCCCUGAGCGUUGGCUGCGCUCGGGGAAGAGAGUGGCCGGCGCUUUCCAGCACCAUCCCUACAGCUACAUCCCAUUUGGGGUGGGAACGAGAGCCUGCGUGGGGAAGAGAGUGGCCGAGAUGGAGAUGCACUUCGCUCUGACCCGGUUGCUGCAGAUGUUUAAGAUCGAGCCUGUGGACGACUCAGUCAUUCAACCAAAAACCAGAACCCUUCUGAUCCCUGACAGGCCCGUGAACUUGCGCUUCCUGCCAAGAAUCGCAGGAAGUCCACUGGCAGAGUCAAGUUCACAUUAGGUCAAGAUUUUCUCAGGUCUUGUUCGCUCCGGUGGUGUUGCCAGGCCAGGAUUAGCAAGAGACAUGCCUAUAUUUCUCAUAUAUAUAGAGAGAGAGGGAGAGUGAGAGAGAGAGAGAGAGAGAGAGAGAGAGAGACACCUACUGUUCUACCGUGCGUUCUCACCUUGUGUUCUCUUGCACUGAAAGGUUGAGUUGACCUACGUUUCUCUACUCCCCUCUAGUGGUCAUUGUGUCAAUCUGUUUUUGCUUUCAACUGAGGCGCACUUUAAGACAGUUGUUUGCUGAAUUGUUUUUGUAUUUUGAGAGAAGGAUGAGGUGGACGGGAGCAAUGAUCCCAACGUGAGUAUUCUUACCACAGCUUUGUGGGAUAUACAGGCCAUGUAGCUGAAUGCCUCCUUCUGAUCCCACAGUCAGAGAGGUUCUCUCACUUGUUUGGUUUAUUUAUAGGAGUAUUUUUCCUGAUACAAAAACAAAACCAGGAUCCCAAAACAGCCCCAGAAAGGGUCUGCUACAAACC
This is a messenger RNA of Synchiropus splendidus (mandarinfish), 2247 nucleotides long. RefSeq names its product sterol 26-hydroxylase, mitochondrial. NCBI's taxonomy places the organism in Eukaryota, Metazoa, Chordata, Actinopteri, Syngnathiformes, Callionymidae. The record is from RefSeq and is a predicted model, not a curated record. Gene Ontology annotation, cellular component: mitochondrial inner membrane. Bases 105 to 1730 code for a protein of 541 amino acids. Gene Ontology annotation, molecular function: iron ion binding; heme binding; oxidoreductase activity, acting on paired donors, with incorporation or reduction of molecular oxygen. Gene Ontology annotation, biological process: cholesterol metabolic process; cortisol metabolic process; cellular response to peptide hormone stimulus. The transcript is spliced from 9 exons.